This is a messenger RNA of Archocentrus centrarchus (flier cichlid), 3744 nucleotides long. It is a transcript of the gene rin2a, whose product is annotated as Ras and Rab interactor 2a. Gene Ontology annotation, molecular function: guanyl-nucleotide exchange factor activity; small GTPase binding. Gene Ontology annotation, biological process: signal transduction; vesicle-mediated transport. The record is from RefSeq and is a predicted model, not a curated record. Lineage: Eukaryota; Metazoa; Chordata; Actinopteri; Cichliformes; Cichlidae. Gene Ontology annotation, cellular component: cytosol; endocytic vesicle. The transcript is spliced from 13 exons. The coding region runs from base 360 to 3683 and encodes 1107 amino acids.
GGAUGAGAAGUCUGAAACUGGUUCUCACAAGAGUUUGGACCAUGAGGUAACUGGCACAGGACGAGCUCUUUUCGCUCGCUUUCCUCAGCUGACACAGUGAGAAGAAUGUUUUAACGCUCACAGCUUACAACAACCGAAAAUAAUGUCGAAAUGUUGCUAUAAUGCUCUUAUAUAUUUAAUAAGUCAACGGAGCAGUGGGAUUUUCUAAAGCCAAAGUGGAAUAACGAACACUCCGUAAGAGGACAGACUCAGUUUGAACAACAUUUCCCAUAAGCUGUGUGGCUGCCACCCCUCAUCCCCACAUCUUUCAUACUGAACAAAAACCCAGACAGCUCAGCAGACACACAGAGGACCACAACAUGUCUACAAGUAUCAUCAGUCAGCCUUGUAAUCACGACAGCAAGGGCAGUUUCUUGAAGCUGAUCGACUCAUUUGCCUGGGAAAUUGUCACGCUGAAGAAGGAGAUGGGGAAAAACAGUGAGUCUGGAGGAGGAGACCAGAAGACAGAAAAUCUUGUGGGGCUUGGUGAAGAGGUGGGAGGCCUCUUCCUCCAGGCCUCACCUUGUGCAGGGAUCAGUGCAGGGCUACGUGGUGCCAGAGACUCUGGCUACGACUCACUCCACCGGCGCCUCAGUAUGCUGGACAGACUGGUGCAUACGCACGCUGUUUGGCUACAGCUGGGCCUCAGCCAUGAAGAAGCUGCACAUAUACUGCAGAACCAACCAGCUGGGACAUUCGUGGUGAGGAAGUCAACCAGCCUGCAGAAAAAAGUCAUAUCUCUGCGCAUGGAUAAAGACUCCAGCAUUUCUGUAAAAGAUUUUCCCGUAAAGGAGAGCCAGUACACUUUCUCUCUAGAGGGAUCAGGCCUGAGCUUUGCAGACCUUUUCCGCCUCAUGGCUUUCUGCUGUAUCAGCAGGGAUGUGUUGCCAUUUACUCUGAAGCUUCCAGAGGCCAUCACUUCAGCCAGAACAUUUUCUGAUCUUGAGGAAGUCACUAAGCUUGGAGCAGGCUUUUGGGACGCUCAGUUGUGCUGCAGGAGGAAGAACUCAGUGUCGUUAACUGGGAGAGCAGCUCCUAAUAGACCACCCCUACCUACCCAGAGACCAAUCUCCUUGGCAGCUUCCUCAGGACACCCUCGGCUUCAAACUCGCACCCCAUCUGAGCUUGGGUGUUGCCAAGCCAAUGGAGCACUGUGUUUCAUCAACCCCCUCUUCUUAAAAGUCCACCAGUCAGGUGAUAAUCAGAGCUCCACACCCAACACCCCUGACACAGCAAAGCAAGACCUGAGAGAGGAAGCUGAUAACGGAAAAAGCAGCAGUAAGGGAGUGCAAUACUCGUGUGGUGACAGUCUUCAGGUCUGCAGCCAUAGCAGCCAGUCAGAGCAAGGAAACCUGCAGAACCUUCACAGAAACACAGACAUACAAAACAACAGACAAACCAGAACAAUUCAGAAACUAAGCACUACAGAAAGUACGACACGGUUUCCACCCCCUCGGCCACCUCCACCUCGCUUUACAGCACGACACUCUGCCCCUCCUGUUCAACAGCGCAGCAUGCCAGAAAAGAUCUCCUGGAUAAAGGAGAACGUGGAGGAGAGGGAGAGAGGCAUCAGCCUCCUUUCUCGCCUUGGCUCCUCGCUCAGUAUCAGCCCAUCAUCCUCCCCACCUAAGAGACUUGGCAUCAGCUCCCCCAUAUCCAUCCCCCGGCCAUCCCUGCCUGUCUCUCUGCCAUCUCUCUCCUCAUCUCCACGUCGAACCAAAGUCUCUCCAACAUCCAGUCUAGAGGAUGCUCAAUGUCACAUAGCUCUGGAGGACCGGACCAUUGAGAAAGCCCUCAUCAGGGCCAAACUGUCCCGAAAAAAGACUGUACCCUUCUCCCAGAACUCCUGCAAUCCUCCAGACGCCUCGCUGGUAACAACAGUCCAGCAUGCUGAGGUGGCUGGAGGAGAGGAAGAAGCAGUAGAGGAAUGCAGCGGGGGCAGCCAGCGGCUCAGUGACAUGAGCCUCUCCACAGACUCGUCAGAUUCGCUGGAUUUCUCUCAGUCCUCGGGGUUCUUUAUGCCUCCCAUCCAUGACCCCAGCCUCCCCACUAUGGCUGACUUCAACACCCACCUCCCCCUCUCCCUCCCACCUUCCCCCCUUGGCUUCUGUAGUAUGGAGGAAGAUGAUGAGGAGGAGGAGGAUGAUGAAGAGGAAGAUGAGCCGGACUAUGGUGUCAGCCUGGAGAGCGAUCAGGACCAAGACCAGGACCUGACCAUGGUGCCACCUGGACACCGCACAAAGCGUCGCACCAGUGCCAGUGCUUUAGUCCUCCAGAAGGCCCUGCGAGGUCAUCUGCGCAAAGUGAGCGGUGUUUUCAACUCGUUGCUGACACCUGAAAAGAGGGCAGUCCGCAAGGUCCUGGAGCUGGCCAGAGAUAAAAGCUCGUACUUUGGCUCUCUGGUGCAGGACUAUCUGAACUACAUGGGUGAGGGUGCUGACACCCAGGCUUGGCAGGGCUACGCCUCUGGAUUGGAGCUGCUGCAGACUCUCCGCCAGUUUAUUACUCAGAUGAAGAGCUACCUGCGACAGAGCUCCGAGAUGGAACCACCCAUCGAGAGCCUCAUCCCAGAAGACCAGAUUGACCAGGUCCUAGAGAAGGCAAUGCACAAGUGUGUCCUGAAGCCACUCAAAGCGGUGGUGAGCGCCGCCCUACAUGAGUUCCAGAUACGCAGUGGGGAGUGGCAGGAGCUGAAGGAGAACCUAUCCCUGGCCAAGGCCAAGCAGCCACGAGAAAUGGGCGUGGCCGAUGCACUACCCCCGGACCCAGUGGCCAUAGAAAAGAUCAAGCACAAGUUCCACACCAUGUGUAAACUGUACUCCCCAGAGAAGAAGGUCAGCAUGCUGCUGAGAGUCUGCAAGCUCAUCUACACCAUCAUGGAGGACAACUCGGGUCGUCUGUAUGGCGCUGAUGACUUCCUGCCAAUGCUGACCUAUGUGUUGGCCCAGUGUGACAUGCCUCAGCUGGACAAUGAGAUACUGUACAUGAUGGAGCUGCUGGACCCCUCACUGCUCCAUGGAGAAGGUGGCUAUUACCUGACCAGUGCCUAUGGAGCCAUGUCCCUGAUCAAGAACUUCCAGGAGGAACAAGCAGCCAGAGUGCUGAGCUCAGAGACCAGAGACACGCUCCGCCAGUGGCACCGCCGCCGCACUGCCCAGCGCUCUGCGCCAUCAAUCGAUGACUUCCAGAACUACCUGCGGGUUGCACUGCAGGAGCUGGACAGCGGCUGCACAGCCAAGACCCUGCAGGUGCGACCUUAUGCCACCGUGGAAGAGGUGUGCCAGCUGUGUGCCCGCAAGUUCAAAGUGUCUGACCCUGAAAACUACGGCCUGUUCUUGUUGAUGGAGGGCAGCAGUCAGCAAUUGGCCCCAGACACUCACCCUCAGAAGAUAAAGGCUGAGCUGCACAGCCGCCCGCAGGCCGCUCCCUUCUACUUCGUCUUCCGCCGCGUGGCCAGCAGCAACACCCACCUGUCAGCUCCCAUCCAUGUGGCACCCAACCUCAAUGACCUCACCGUGACCUCUGACGCAAAGGCCAACCUGAAUGACCUCAGUAUAGACCCGUCAACCGAUUCCCCCAAACCCAGAGUCAGCUUAGGCCUUAGCCUGCCACCAAGCCACCUCAGCAGCUCCAUCUCUUUGUGACUGUCACAGCAAGCAGAAGCCUGAACAAGCUCUUUGUGCCGCAGUGUCACCCAGUAACUCC